CAGCGCAGAGCGGAGUGUAUAAUGACGCGCUCGCGUGAAUUAUCAUCUAUCCAUUAACCAUCGCGCGCAUCACGAUCUCGAGGAGUGACGCGGAACACGGAGCGCUUUCCGUUUAUCCAGGUAAACAUUAGUGAACACUCCUCUGCGGUUCAAGUCUGUCAUUAACAACAUGCCACUGACAACUCGAGCAACUUUAUUUGGAUUAAAUCACGUCCCGGGCGUUAAAAUGGUGUCACGCGUCUGAAAAUGAACUCAUCUUGACUGGAAGACGCGCAUCAACAUUGUGACUGCCGAUGUCCUCUGGAGAUCUAAAGAGCCCGGAUCUGCUCAUCCGAAGAUCACAACUCGGGGGAGACCCAGGAACUGCGAGAAGUUAGCAUUCCCUCAUUGCACCAGCUGUCGGGAAAAAAGCAUCUGCAGACAUUAAUUUCUUCUUGUCAAUGGAUCUCUGAGAACUUCGGAAAGUGCCUACUCACUUUCACUUUUCCAAUAUACUGAACGCCUUGCAUUUUUGUGGAAAGAGUUACAUGGGAUAGUUGUUCAAGUGUGAAACCAGGUCACUUUCUUUGAACUCUGGUCAGUGGGAAACCUUUCCAUUGGUUAGUUUUGAGAAAAUGAACUCUACUAACUCUUGGAUAGACUCUAUAUGGGUUUUUAACAACGGGAUUCUUAGAAAUAGGAUAUCUAUGACGUUUGUUUGCUUUGAGACUUGUGAGUGAGUGAACUCUACCACAGCGAAACAACCAGCAGGUCUCCGUAAGACUUUUACACUGGAUCCUGGAGGGCCCAAGCCUCAUCAAGGUUAUCAUCAUGGUGAUGUCGCAGGGCACCUACACGUUUUUGGUGUGUUUUGCCGGGUUCUGGCUGAUCUGGGCGCUCAUUGUCAUGCUCUGCUGCUUUUGCAGCUUUGCUCAACGCAAACUGAAGCGCCGGCGUGAAGAGAGACUGAGGGAACGGUGCCUGCGAGCUCUGGAGAUGGAGCCAUUGGAGUGUACAGGUGGUGGUUACCCCAUCAGAGAGCCCCCCCAGUUCUGCCCACCACUUGAAAUGAUGCCCCCACAGUUGCCUGUUAACCACACUCUCCCUCAAGCAAACUGGACUGUCCCUGAAGCAGACACAGAUGUCUUUGGAAAACCUCCUUGCUAUGAAGAAGCCGUAUUGAUGGAGGACCCUCCGCCGCCUUACAGCGAGGUUCUGGCAGACCUAAGAGGAGGAACUUACACCAAACCAUCAACCAGGUCCUCCAGGGAGCAACAGGAGUCUGAAACCAGCAAGAUGGCCCCCAUGACCGUGUUUUCUGAACGUGGCUACUCCUCCCUCAUACAACUACCUUUAGCCAGGCGAUGGGACUCGCUGGGACACCUUCUGUCCACCAUGGACCUCAACCACAACAAUCUGCCCGUAGAGCCUCAGGCCUCUGCCAUUGCCACCAUGCCUCGUGAAGGCCGGACUCACACAGAUUUGGGUCUUCAAGGCCUCCAUGGUCUGGAUCAACACUACGGUUUGCCCACCACCUUUCCCCUUCUGGGGCGCAGCACAGCAGUAUGAACUCCACAAAAAAGACCUGCAUACCAAGUUCUCGCAAAGCUGAGUAUACGUGGUAAGAUGAGUCUGAAAGAGGCUUUCCAAAUGUUUUCGAUUGCAGAUUUGGAGGCAGAUUAAGUUCAGGAUGAUUCAGCUUAGACUAUCUAUAUUGUUUUUGUGAGAGAGGGGUUCACUGCAGAUCCAUCAUCCUGUAUUUUCUCUUUCAUCCUCCCUCUCUCACACUCCGUGGCAUCUUCGCCUGAUGAAGAGCAGCAGCUAUUAUGUGAAUUCUGUUGCCAUGGCUCCUGAGAGCUGCCUGCAGCCCACCAAUGCCUCGCCUUCACAUCCUCUCUUUCUCCCCUUCUUCUCAUCUACGGCUCUCUGAUAUAAUACAAAUGACAUUUCAAACACCGUCUUUGUAAAUCAGGGUGUAACAUAAUGCAGACAAAUAGCGAAAUAACAGUGGUUGGUCUGUACUGUAGCUACACAAUGCUGCUCGUCUUUAUCAAUGUUUUUAUAUAAAACAUGGAACAAUACAUGGCUUUCGAGGUAAAUGUUUGAAAACUGAUUUUUGUUCCUUUCUCUGGAGGUAUUUUUUAACUUUUUGGGGAUUCAAAGCUUCAGUGUAGUCAUUAAAAACAUUUCUUCUUAAGGAUUUGCUGAACCUGCGUAAAGAAUUGCAUUAAAAAAAAACAAAAAAACAUCUGUAGUCUUCAUUUGAGGAAGUUGAAUCCCACAGCUUUUAAUAAAUUAGUCCAUGCAGGUACAUUGAGAGAUGGCCUUUUAUUUCAUGUGAUUAGUAUAAUCCUUUUUUCUUUUUUAGCAUUUUCAGAAUCUCUGUAUGAAUGAUGAUUUCUUGUAUAACAUUAAAUCAGUCCUCCUAAAGUGCUCCUAUAAUUGACGAUAGGGCCUUAUAAUGACCAACGAAUGGGAAUCCAGAAUUUUGUAACGUUUUCAUUCUACACACGUUGCCAUUUUUACACCCUGGUUUUGUUGCAGCCACACCAUUUGAGAUUUACGGCUUCAAACCGUAUUCACACUGGUGCUGGUCCUAGCUAGACAAACUGAAUCCACUUUGGUAGUGCACCGUGUUUUUCCUCAAUGUGGUGAUUGCUGCAUUGUGAAAAUGCUUGAAUUUUGUUUUCUUUUAUCACCAUCAUUUCCUAUUAGGUUUUCGUGCCCUUAAACGACUCUACCUCAAUUCAUCUAAUGGCUGUCUUUGUCAGCUUACCGGCACAUAAUGCUGCUUUCAUGCAUGCACUGGAUGCUUUCAAAUGACAUUUGAUUAAAAUAAGCUCCAUUUUGGAAAUAUAAAAAGCAAUUAGUGGCAUAAAUUCAACAUAAUGCAUUUACAGCAUCACAGUGACAUAAUUGGUUUAUGGCAAUGAAAUGCUUAGUUUUUUUUUUUAAACUGGGCAGCCAUUACUAGACUGCCCAAAAAUAACAAAUUAUAAAUGAACUGUAUAUGAAGACUCUCUCUUUUGUUGUGUCUGCUCAUCUUAAAAGGUGUAGGCAUUGUUCCCUUCUUGGUAAUAACCUGUGCAAACAUAUAUAAUGCAAUUAUAAUAAGUUAUAUAACGAUAUAGAGCAAUAUUAUGUUGAUAUUAGUGUAUGGUGACUGAGGCCACCACACUGUCUAUUCCUUUAAAGAAAUAUUCCAUGAUUAAUACGUGAAUAAUAAGGAAACUCAAUCCACAGCAGUUGUGGCACUUGCAAUGGAAGUGAAUGGGGACUAUCAGUAAAUGUUAAAAUACUCACUGUUUCAAAAGUAUAGCCACAAGACAUAAACAAUAUGGUGCUUAACUUGAUUUUAGUGUGCAAAAAUUGCUUACCUUAUAGACAAUUUUACAACUUCGAAGCCAUAAUGAUGUAAUGCUAAGUAAACCCUAAAAUGACCAUAAAACUGAUGAAUUAAACAACUAUAAAACUUCUAUAAUAAACAAGUUUUAACUGAGGAAUUAAUGUAAGUGCUUUCAUAAAAUUAUAAGCUUCACAUUUCUACCUUUAAACCCUCUGAAAUAAAUUUUGUAGUAAUGUUUGUGCCACAAAUGCUGUCGAUUGAACUUUACUUGUAUUGAACCCAGAAUAUUCCUUUAAGAAAAAGAACAUCUUGCCAACCAAUUUAAGGCUGAAGUAUGCCCUCCUCUAUGUUUUAAAUAAAGAUCGAGAAUGUCCAAUGGAUUAAAUGGACAAAUGUUGAUCAAUUCAGGGGUAAUAUAUAUUAUUAUUUUUUUGCACAGACUAUCAAUGACUAUCAAGACAAUCAGUGGAAAAAUGUAUUAGCUUUGUAAAAUCACUGCACCUUAAUCUAAUUUUACAAUCAUCCUUGGAACACUACUGCAGUGAUUCAAAAUGCGCCUAUGACCCAAAAAUAUUUUCACUAUAAAAUGUGUCUAUGUGAAGGGUUUGAGGGAUCUUUUUAGAGAGUGGGUUACUAAAUACGAUUAUCUUGUCUCGUUUUUCCAUUUCUUUUUAAAAUUGUUACAUCACGAGAGGCAAAAGACAGAGAUGUAAACUGUCAUCAGUCUGCCAGCAAUGUGUUGCUAAGCGACCGAAACAGAGCCUUGUGAAUCUGUUUACAUAGAUGAAGUGAACAGUUGCAUCACUCUGCUGGGUACACAGUCUCCUCACAUCCACUAUGAUAAGUGGAUUGUGGUCUGCAAAUGAGCAUAUAUGAGACAUAUUAUGUAUCAAAGCACCCCACUUGUGCCAUUUACAAUGAAAGCCAUAAUAAUUUUAGGCUAACUACUUUUUUUCUGAGUACUGUACAUUUGUUUGGAUAAGAUAAGCAAUGAAUUUUGACUCCCAAUUUAUCAUUCCCAAUUUCAAAUUCAGAUUAUUUUCAAUCUAGAUAACUAAUAUUCUUUCUUUGUCACAUGAAAUGUGAAUGGCAAACUGUGAAAUUGUAUCAUGCAAUGUCCAUGUAGCAUGCAAAAGUGUGCUUGUUAGUACUUAAAAGUAUUUCCAUGAUUAUGUGAGAAUUUUUUAAAAUCUUUUUUUAAAUACAGUAUAUACACAAUACAUGGAUUGGGCCAAUGAGUGCCAGUGAACUCAAUUCUCAUUAAUAAACUGAGGUACAAAUAUUACGAUAAUGUUUGAUCUUUUCUAUUUGUCCAUUUUGUUCUACACCAUGUCCUAACCAAUCAACUAAUCUGUCUGUUCACACUGAAGGUGAAA
Messenger RNA from Xyrauchen texanus (razorback sucker), 4701 nucleotides. RefSeq names its product proline-rich protein 7-like. Bases 811 to 1548 code for a protein of 245 amino acids. The record is from RefSeq and is a predicted model, not a curated record. NCBI's taxonomy places the organism in Eukaryota, Metazoa, Chordata, Actinopteri, Cypriniformes, Catostomidae. The transcript has 3 exons.